AUGACUGUAGCCAAAGACAACCUAGCCGAAAUUCAAACGCUGGGCGCUCAGCUCGACUACGCGCCCUACGACGAGGUAGUCACGUCUCCACAGACCUAUGACCCUGGCGCCGUCUCCUUCAAAAUACACUUCGGUCAUAUCAUCGACGAGCAAAGCAAGACGCAGCAAGAAGUUUGGGUACUUCUCUAUCCACCCAUCAACGAAAAAGCACAUGCUGGAGUUCAGUUUCACUCAUCUCAUCCCGAUACGGGGGCUUUGGUCAAGUAUGACGAGAGCAACAUCAGCACUACGGUCUCCGCACUCGCCAAAGCGUUCCGCAACCCCAAGAAAGCGACGAAGGGCAAACACGCGGCAUUGGCGAAGUACUACUAUCUGAUGGCUCUCGCUGCGGAGGAGACAGAGACAGGACGCGCUAGUGAGCUGAAGAUACCUAUACCGAUAAAUCAGACGCUUUCGGAAAACUUGAAAGUCGUUUGCCGCGAGUUCAAGGAGGAAGCAAAAGAACCACAGUCAGACACAAUCGGGGACGGUGAUAGUAGCGAUCUCAGCGAUCCACCAGAUGACCCUCUUAAGCCUACUCAGCAGCCAGUAGAGUCGGUCUCAAUAGUCACUCCGAAUCCUUUUCAUAUCCCCACUUCGAAUUCCCAGCAGGCUGAUGCUCUCCGCGCGGCUAUCGACGAGGAAAUCCAGCUCCAGAGUUCCAACAACGAUCUAGUAAACGAGAAAACUGAGUUAGAGGCUGCGCGCCAAGAGAUCGCAGGAAAACUUCAGCAGGUGGAAAGAGCACUUCAGCAGACGGAGCAGCAGCUCCAGGCCAAUGACGAAGAAAGGGCAUCGAUCGAGAUUCGCCGGGGACAGGUAUUGGAAGGGAUGAGUGCUGCGGACGCGUUUGAGCUGGGUAGAUCGAUGGAGCGUGAAGUGAAGCGUCGGAAGCUCGAUUGA
Molecule: messenger RNA, 942 nt
Organism: Alternaria triticimaculans
Lineage: Eukaryota; Fungi; Ascomycota; Dothideomycetes; Pleosporales; Pleosporaceae
Exons: 2
Coding region: 1-942 (313 amino acids)
Source: RefSeq, a predicted model, not a curated record